Messenger RNA from Aspergillus chevalieri, 1662 nucleotides. Its product is annotated as flavin-containing monooxygenase. The transcript is spliced from 7 exons. Gene Ontology annotation, molecular function: flavin adenine dinucleotide binding; NADP binding; N,N-dimethylaniline monooxygenase activity. Bases 1 to 1662 code for a protein of 553 amino acids. NCBI's taxonomy places the organism in Eukaryota, Fungi, Ascomycota, Eurotiomycetes, Eurotiales, Aspergillaceae. The record is from RefSeq and is a predicted model, not a curated record.
AUGGACGAGAAGACCACCAAGAUGAUGGUAGCAUCUUACAGCCAAUUUGCCUGCGUGGGCGCUGGUCUGAGUGCUAUCGCUCUCGGAGCCACCCUGAAGCGAUGGUACCAGAUGGACGAUAUCAGAUUCUUCGAACGGCAUAGCGACUGUGCAGGAACGUGGCACAUCAGUUCUUAUCCAGGUUGUGCCUGUGACGUUCCAAGUGCGCUUUACAGCUUCUCGUUUGCUCUCAACGCCAAAUGGACGAAGCUUAUGCCUUCGUACAAAGAGAUCAAAGCGUAUCAGCAUGAGGUGGCCGAUACCUACAGCUUGCGCGAGAAGAUGGCCUUCCGCACUGAAGUUCAGGAAUGCAUCUGGCGAGAAGAUGCCUCAAGAUGGUUGAUGAUCAUUCGGAACCUGGACACUGAUGGAAUAUUCUAUCAUGAGUGCCAGAUAUUGUUCGCUGCCACAGGGCAAUUGGUUGAGCCUCGACCCUGUGAAAUUCUAGGCGCGCCAUUGUUCAAGGGUGCAAUCUUUCACUCCGCGAGGUGGAAUCACGAUGUUGAUCUUGAAGGAAAGAAGGUUGUGGUUAUUGGGAAUGGAUGUACCGCGGCCCAAAUCGUGCCAUCUAUCGUCGACCGUACCCAAUCACUGACCCAGAUCGUCCGCAGCAAACACUGGAUAUUUCCAGCGCACAACUUCUCAUACCCAACCGUCCUGCAAUGGAUCUUCCACUACAUCCCCCUAGCUAUGAAAUUACAUCGGUUUCAUAUCUUCCUAAUCGCAGAAAGCGACUUCCUUAUGUUUCCAAUGACAAAGCUAGCGGCUCGAAUGCGUCAGAUGAAACGAACAUGGGCCGAAAGGUAUAUGCGAAAGGCUGCACCUGCAAAGUAUCACGGCAUUCUCAUCCCCGAUUUUGACGUGGGAUGCAAGCGUCGAAUCUUCGACUGCGGAUACCUCGAGUCCCUACACAACGACAAAUUGUGCCUCACAGAUGCACCAAUUGUUGAAAUCGUGCCAGAUGGAAUCGUCACUACAGAUGGAUUCGUGCCUGCAGACGUGAUUGUUCUGGCAACUGGUUUUCAAACAAACAAAUUCGUGCCCUAUACCCAGAUCAAAGGCCAGAGCGGCAAGACACUCAAUCAGCACUGGAGCCGUCAUGAUGGCCCGGGAGCAUACAACUGCUCUAUCAUGAGUGGGUUUCCUAACUUUUUCCUUCUGCUCGGACCCAACGCUGCCACAGGACAUACAUCUGCCGUCAUGGCGGUGGAGAACUCAGUGAAUUACGCGCUCCGCGUCCUAAAACCUGUUUUGAAAGGGGACGCAGCAUAUGUCGACCUCAAGCCGGAAGCAGAAGGCGAAUACAUCAUGAAGAUGCAGGAAGCCUUGAGAAACCGCGUGUGGCAUACUGGGUGCAACUCUUGGUAUGUUAACGAAAAGUCAUGGAAUGCGAUGUCCUAUCCUUGGUCGCAGGCACAUUACUGGUGGCGCAGUCUGUUUCCGACAUGGUCCGAUUGGAAUAUCAAGGCAGCACAGAAGCCUAAGAACGUUUUGGCAAGUGCACAACUGGGAAUUGGCUUGGUAUCCCUCGUGGGGGUAGCGAUUGUUGUUUUGAAAGAGCCAACAAUUUGGGAGACCGUUUUAGGGUCAGUGAGGAGUGUGAUGUCUACCUAUGUGGCAUAG